This is a messenger RNA of Papaver somniferum (opium poppy), 732 nucleotides long. RefSeq lists its product as uncharacterized. NCBI's taxonomy places the organism in Eukaryota, Viridiplantae, Streptophyta, Magnoliopsida, Ranunculales, Papaveraceae. The transcript is spliced from 2 exons. Bases 1 to 732 code for a protein of 243 amino acids. The record is from RefSeq and is a predicted model, not a curated record.
AUGAAUGCUACGCUCUCAAGUUAUGAUAGGAAAUCCUUCUCUACAUCUAAACCAAUUACUCCUCCUAUUAUUCAUAAAACCAUUUCAACUUUUGGCGUCCAAGAAAUACCUUUCACUGGAAAUCCUUUUACAUGGUCUAAUCAUCGCAAACAAAGCCAAUAUGUAACCACCAGACUAGAUAGAGCCUUAUCUACAACAGAAUGGUUAUCCAUUUUUCCAGAUGCAAUUCUUUAUAACCUUAUCCCAAUUUGUUCGGAUCAUUCUCCCAUAUUAUUAAACACCAAUUCAAAAACAUCCAAUCUUUAUAAACCUUUCAGGCUAUAUGAAACUUGGACAAAACAUCCUACUUUCAAGGCUAUGAUUCAAGAUUCUUGGGAGAUAACGCACUCUGAUGAUCAUAUUCAAGAGGUUAAACAUCAACCCAGGAAGUCACAAAAUCGUCCUCAGGGGAAUGAGCAACUUAUAGAACAACUUCAGCAACAAUUGCAACAUUGGUACCAGGUCAAAGCAGAUAUAAGGUUUCAACAGGCUCUUGAAAAGGUCUUACAGAAUCAAGAUAGAAAUUCAAAGGUUUUUCAUGCUAGCGUUAAUUAUAGAAGACGUCGUAAUCAGAUUGACUCUAUUAAAGAUGAGGCAGGCAAAUGGUAUAGCUCUAGACAAGAAAUUGAAGGGCUAUUACUGGCUCAUUUUGGUUCUAUAACAACUACUUCUAAUCCAGUCCAACAGUCUUAG